This is a messenger RNA of Sorghum bicolor (sorghum), 718 nucleotides long. RefSeq names its product transcription factor ILI7. The coding region runs from base 219 to 506 and encodes 95 amino acids. Gene Ontology annotation, biological process: regulation of DNA-templated transcription; regulation of growth. Gene Ontology annotation, molecular function: protein dimerization activity. The record is from RefSeq and is a predicted model, not a curated record. The transcript is spliced from 2 exons. NCBI's taxonomy places the organism in Eukaryota, Viridiplantae, Streptophyta, Magnoliopsida, Poales, Poaceae.
UGAAAGACGGCUCUGCCGUCACCGCUGCAGCGUCCGAGUUUGACACUCUCGAGGUUUCUCUGAUCUGCAGGCCUCUUCCUCUCUAUAUUUAACUCCCCCAACCCAAGGCACCUGCCCGUUCCAUUCCAACCUCCCAUGCACGAGCAGGUUCUGCUACCCUCUUGUUUCCGAGCUGCUACUUGCCCACCAGUUGCCCUUCCAAGAGUCCAGGAGAGGAGAUGUCGAGCCGGCGGUCGCGUUCGAGGGCGUCGUCCGGUGGUCCGUCGCGCAUCAGCGACGAGCAGAUCAGCGACCUCGUGACCAAGCUGCAGGCGCUCCUCCCCGACGCCCGACUGCGGACCAACGACAGCAGGGUGCCGUCGGCGAGGGUGCUGCAGGAGACAUGCAGCUAUAUCCGGAGCCUGCACCGGGAGGUCGACGACCUCAGCGACCUCCUCUCUGAGCUCCUCACCACCGCAGACGUCAGCACCGCACAGGCCGCCGUCAUCCGCAGCCUCCUCAUGUAGCUACUUCCUGCGUGUCGUCCUUGAGGACAGACGACCGGCAGGCAUCUCAGAACUGAAUUUAUUUGUAGCUUAGAGAGAGAGGGCGAGAGAGAGUUCAUUUGUUUUGGUGAAAGAUCAUCGCUACAUUUUUCGUAGAGUUCGUCAGUUCAAUAAUUCAUACAUAUACUACUACAUCUGUACCUCAUUGUAGCUUUCUUCUAUGUACCUUGGAC